AAUGCUUCGAGCUGUAGCUUUCAAAAACUUUCUAUGCUUUGAGGACUAUCAAUCACUGGAAUUUCGGAAUGGUCCUAAUUUCAUUGUUGGGGCGAACGCAACGGGGAAAAGUGCCAUUUUUGAAUUGAUAAGACGAUGUUUGUCAAGAAAAGCAAGCAGUUUGGAUUCGAAGGUAACGGACAAAAGUCAAGCCGCUUUCGUUAUUUGCAAAUUCAAAGUCAGAGAGGAACUAUCGGACAAAGUGCCUGCGGAAUGUACGCUUUAUUCUCUCUAUGUAAAGUAUUCGAUAGGUGGAAACGAGAAAAAAUACAAACUUGUGUGCAUCACAGACGAAGAUGAAACAUAUGCUGAAUGCUAUCUUUCUUGGCAUGACGAUUUAAAAGUCACUUUGAAAGGAGAUAAAAAAGACGUAUUAGAAGCAAUGAAAAGUCUCUUUACCAAAGACAAUGAUCCAGAACAACUCAUUAAAACAAUCAGUAAUAAGAUUCAUGGAGUGACUGAAGGAGGUACUGAAGAGGCUCUCUCUGACUGUGAACCUGUACUCGAGAAACUAUACAACGUUGUUGUCGCCACGUUUCCAAUACGUUCUCCUGGACCGAUACAGUGGAGUCUUUCUGAACACAUUGGCGAAGGAGAAGAGCAUUACAUUACAGCUUCCAAAAAUGCUGAGAUACUUCAGCGGCUUAUAGAAUCUGAAGAUGUCCACGAAACGUCGAAAGACAUAUUCCAGACAAUCAUCAAUCCAUUGAAAUACAAAUUCAAAAAGGACCCGAAUUCAAUUAUAACUGCUGAUGAUGGCAAGAGGCGCAUACCAUUACUCAAGGUUCCGGAAGGGAUAAUCGAAGCAAAACAGUUUUCCUUGAUGUUUGCACACAAGAAAUUUCAAACAUUAAUGUUGGAGGAACCGGAUAGAGCAAUGCAUCCUCAAAUGAUUCAGAAUUUGAGGGACUUAUUGCUCAGGAGAAGACAGGACCAGGAGACAGUAAUAGACCAGAAGACACUAAUAUUAAUUUCACACCAGCCAGUGAUGGUUAACCAAUGGACCAUGUCCCGAUUGUAUGUUUGCAGGAAGAAGAGGGAUGCCAGCGGUGACUUUAAACACUGGAUUUGCAACUGGAGUGCAGACGUCAAAAAUAAGCACCAACACCAGGACCAGUUGAAACAAAUAUUGUACUCUGCAAAUGUACUGUUUGUUGAAGGUAUUACAGACAAAUCAGUCAUUGGAUGGGUAUUCGAUCGUGUUUUAGAUGUCGAUGGCCACAAAUAUCUGGAGGACUUUACCAAAACAGAGCAGACACAAUUGAAAGAGAUAAUUGCUGGAACACAAAUAAUAUCCAUGGAAGGGGGAAAAGGAUAUGAGCAUAUGAGACAAGCUGCAGAAGCUCUACGAGUACCAUUUGGUUUCCUCCUUGAUAAGGACAUAGCAUUCCAAUAUCAAAACUAUCAGCUACAACUCAAAAUCAACAAAGUUUAUAAAACAUUUACAAGUGAAUCCAUGGAGGCAAAAGAAAACAUUGCAUUGUUCAAGAAAUCUUUGGAAUUGCCGUCACCGUUUCAGUUAAACGAAAAUGAAUCAAAACAUUUUGAUUUGCCGCCACACAUUAAAGGCAACAAUGACGCAAAAGCCACAAUAGACUUUUUGAGAGAAGAGAAAAACGUUUUCCUAUGGGAUUCUAGAACACUAGAGGCUAUGAUGCUAAAUUGCUUUUUAGAUAUCAGAUAUCCAUCGACAACGUCAGAUCAAUCGACUCAAACAACGUCAGAUAAAUCGACUCAAACAAAGAAAGAUAAAUUGACUCUAACAAAGUCAGAUCGAUUGACUAAAACAACGUCAGAUCGAUUGACUAAAACAGCGUCAACUCAAUCGAAACCAACAACGUCAGAUCGAUUGACUCAAACAACGCCAACUCUAUCGACUCCGACAACGUCAGAUCAAUCAACUGAAACAACGUCAGAUCUAUCGACUCCAACAACGUCAGAUAAAUCAACUCCAACAACGUCAGAUCUCUGGACUCCAACAACGUCAGAUCUCUGGACUCCAACAACGCCAGACAAAUCCUUUGAACGCAUCAUAGAGAAAUUGAUUCCUUAUUUGAGCAACCCCAAAAAAACUGCAAUCUUAGAAAUGAAGAACGAAACAGCGAAAGAACUUGCGGAGUGUCUAUUGAAAGGAGAAGAAAUGCGAACAUUUUUAAGAUUCCUGUUAAGAAGAAGAACGAAUCCUUAAAAUUGUAGAGGAGGGAGAAUUCAAACGACAUUGACAUAUUUGUCAAUGCACGGCUGACUUGAAGAAAUAUGAGACAAAUUGAGAACAUUUUGAAAUGUGUAAAAUCGUGCAAAUUACCAUUUACAUGUAGUUAUCGACAAGAGAGUGUCCUCACAUGAGACAAUACCAUUUCCCUACAAACAAUAUGAUAUACAUAAGAUGUAUAUAAUAUUACGACAAGGAAUACUAAACUCUACUGUUCUGCGUGAUUGCGAAUUUCACAAUUUCACAUUCCCUGUCAGGGAUAGAGAUUACCCACAUGUACAAACCAGAUCAUCACUUCAUGAACGAGCAAUAAUACACAAUGUACGUAAUGUUAAACUCUUUUGAAUCUUAAGGAGGCAAUGUGAUAUUCAACGCCCUUAAUCAAAAAGAAAUACCGUUUUGCCGACUUUUCAGGCAAUCGUCAGUCGAUAAAUUAUUGGUAGAUACCGUUCGGCCUGUGUUAACAUCCACAACGACUUAACUUAAGUUCUAUAUGUUAUAUAUAAUGUUGAGGUUGACGAGAUGCAAGUUUAAUAUAUAAUAUAUAUAACCGAUAAGAUCUAAUACAGUGAAAAUGAUAGUAACUGUGAACCUGAAGAUCUAAUACAGUGAGAGUGAUAGUAACUGUGAACCUGAAGAUCUAAUACAGUGAAAGUGAUAGUACCUGUGAACCUGAAGAUCUAAUACAGUGAAAGUGAUAGUACCUGUGUAUCCGUAGAUCUAAUACAGUAAAAAUGAUAGUUACUACAGUGAAUGUAUCUGAAGAUUUAAUACAGUGAAAGUGCUAGUAACUAUGCAACUGAAGAUCUAAUACAGUGAAAGUGAUACUUACUAUGUACCCGUGGAUAUAAUACAGUGAAAAUGAUAUUAACUAUGUACCCGAAGAUCUAAUACAGUGAAAGUGAUAUUAACUAUGUACUUGAAGAUAUAAUACAGCGAAAGUGAUAGUAACUAUGAACCUGAAGAUCUAAUACAGUGAAAGUGAUAGUAACAAUGUACAUGUAGAUAUAAUACAGUGAAAGUGAUAGUACCUGUGUACCUGAAGAUCUAAUACAGUGAAAGUGAUAGUACCGGUGUACCCGUAGAUCUAAUACAGUAAAAAUGAUAGUUAUUACAGUGAAUGUACCUGAAGAUCUAAUACAGUGAAAGUGAUAGUAACAAUGCACAUGUAGAUCUAAUACAGCGAAAGUGAUAGUAACAAUGUACCUGAAGAUAUAAUACAGUGAAAGUGAUAGUAACAAUGUACCUGAAGAUAUAAUACAGUGAAAGCGAUAGGAACAAUGCACAUGUAGAUCUAAUACAGUGAAAGCGAUAGUAACAAUUCACAUGUAGAUCUAAUACAGUGAAAGCGAUAGUAACAAUGCACAUGCAGAUCGAAUACAGUGAAAGCGAUAGUAACAAUGCACAUGCAGAUCGAAUACAGUGAAAGCGAUAGUAACAAUGCACAUGCAGAUCUAAUACAGUGAAAGCGAUAGUAACUACGCACCAUUUGAUUAUUCGCUGAUAACAGAUAACCACAUUAACUAUGUGUGGUAAUCGAUGUUUAAGUAAUAUAUUUAUUUAUUUUUAUUUUAA
Messenger RNA from Pecten maximus, 3826 nucleotides. RefSeq lists its product as uncharacterized. NCBI's taxonomy places the organism in Eukaryota, Metazoa, Mollusca, Bivalvia, Pectinida, Pectinidae. The transcript has a single exon. Bases 2 to 2227 code for a protein of 741 amino acids. Gene Ontology annotation, molecular function: ATP hydrolysis activity. Gene Ontology annotation, biological process: double-strand break repair. The record is from RefSeq and is a predicted model, not a curated record.